Molecule: messenger RNA, 2584 nt
Organism: Bradysia coprophila
Lineage: Eukaryota; Metazoa; Arthropoda; Insecta; Diptera; Sciaridae
Product: sushi domain-containing protein 2-like
Cellular component (GO): extracellular region
Molecular function (GO): chitin binding
Source: RefSeq, a predicted model, not a curated record
AUGUACGCGCUACUACUACUCGUUGUGAUCGCUUCGUUCGAAGGGAGUGCAGAGGUGAUAAGGACUGCUCAAAUUAUCGGGUAUGAAAUAGGUGGUAGUCAGAUUAGCUUCAGCUUGGAUGGAUUUGCAAUUGGCGAAAUGGACCACCUUAAAUGUGUUCUUCGAUUCCAUGACAGACGUGAUUCUAUCGAGAUGGAACCAUAUAUCCCUCGAGACAGACUAAAUGCGAUCUGUCGCCUUUCUCCGGAGAUCAACGCCGGACGUAUUGACAUUGACCUUGUAGUUACAACGUCUAGCACGUCUGUCCCGUUUACCAAGCUUGCCAAGUCUACCAAUACAGCGAUAUUAUCCAAAACAUUGUUCGUCGACCCGAUUCCAAAAGCUGAGAUUAGAGUCGUGGAGAACUGGGACGCAAAUCAAGUGACUUUAACAUGGAGCGCCGAAUAUUUCGCACAGUUUUUCAAACCGGGUGCCGUUAUCUUGAUGCAAUUAAAUGUGUACGUUGCCAACAGCUUCGAUCCAGACUUCGAAACGUCUCAGAUUGUUCAACUCGUGGGACAAAAUUCAGGCUCUGCGACUGUUACCCUUUCGGCUGCCAAUGCCGCAAGAUUUUCGAAUGUUUAUUAUCCAUAUUUCUAUGUUUUACGACCGAUAGGAACACAGUCGGAUAUUUUCUUGGCUUCGCUCCUGUUUGCGCCUACUUUAAGUAUGGAUGAAUCUUCGGCUGAGAGAACAUGUUCAAAUUGGCUUAAGUCUGCAAACGUUCCUAUUUCUCCUGAUGAGAUCCAUCCAUGUCCACCUUGCCUGUGUCAGGUUGAAUUAGACACAAACUUCGUUCCGUCGGAAUAUCCACCACAGCUAGUUGAAUUGGCAAAUGGGACAUUAAAUGAUCACGUGCUCUACUAUGAACGGGUGCCCACCCAGUCAGGAUAUGCUCAAUCAUGUUCAUAUAACCGGUCGACUCGGAAUCUCGCAACCACAUCACCAGCACAAGCUGGUUGGAUUCACUAUCUCAGCAAGCACAUCUCGUACGAGCAUAACUAUUUUUCAGAUAUCUGGCCUUACAUGGUUUGUUGCCUGCAGAGUAAUAGCCAGGAGUAUUGUGACCUCUUCCAUGAAAAAAGACCCAUCAACACAGGACACGAAUACCCAGGCCAAGAAAAUCCGUGUAUUGGAUGGGGUGAUCCUCAUAUGCAGACCUUUGAAUCAGUAAAGUACGAUUUUAUGGGACAUGGAGAGUUUUGGCUUAUUCGAGGCCCAGAAGGAAGCGAAUUCGGAGUUCAAGGGAGAAUGUCACCAUCUACUGCAGGCCAGCUGGUCUCCUUCUACAAAGCAGUUGCAGUUAGGGACGGAAACACAACGGUUCAGAUUGAAAAGCGAGCAGGAGCCUUGAUUGUAUUGCUGAAUAAAUUGCAACUUCGAUUUUCAACGCUUCCAGUAUCUUUCCCUAUGGACAGCGUUUACCUUGUCAUCGACAGUGAUCGUGUAGAGGUACGAUUUCAAAGUGGCUUUUCAAUCACUGUUGUGAGUAGAGGUUAUACAUAUGUCGAUGUAUAUGGCAGAGCUGCACGAUAUAACAAGGGUAAAGGUUUUAUGGGCAUCUUUGGAAACUUCGAUGACAAUUCUGACAAUGACUUAACGAGCCAGGAUGGAUUUGUGAUUCCACCGACUGCAGAGAACCUUAGGGAUUUGAGCUUACUCCACCAUAGAUUCGGACUGACCUGGCUGGUAAAUAGAACUGAAAGCUUCUUCGUCUAUGAGGACGGGAAAAGUUGGGACGAUUUCGUGAAUGUUAGUUUCGGACCAAUUGUGCAAUAUCCGGAUCCGGCAACAUUACCACAGGAAGUGAGAGAAAUCUGUGGGGACAGUUUGUUUUGCUAUUAUGAAUACGUGGGUACCGACAGUUUGGAACAGGCAUCGGAAGCGGUUAGAAAGGAAACAGCAUUUGAUGAACUUAGAAAGGAAAUGGAAAGGAAGAUACCAAUGUGCGAGACUUUAGGUCGACCCGCCAAUGGAAGAGUACAGGUAAACGGAUAUUUGGAUGGAGCGUUAGCGACCUAUUCCUGUAACAGAGAAUACGACGUCAAAAGCGGAGACAGAGUUCGCACAUGUUCUGCGUCGGAGGAGCUAUCACAAUGGACAGGAGUGGAACCAGUCUGUAUUUGGACCUGCACAACGUGUUUGGAAAGUAUGGAAUUUGAACUUUCACAUGACCCGAGUGAUUGUACAAAAUUCUUCCUAUGCUCAUUUGGUGAAAGGUUUUCGCUAGACUGUCCUAUUUCGCAAUCUUUUGAUCCGGAGAUGCUUUUCUGCUCAGCUGACCACAAUUGCAGUGGUACUCCCAGUUGUUAGAAGCUCUACAUUGACACGCCCAAUUGCUUUUUCUUAUUGGAUUGCGUAGUGCGACGAGUGAAGAACAUUUUUUGUUAAAUUAAAAGUUUUGUUUUUGGAUUACAGUAUCUGAUUUGUGGAUUCAUUAGUUAAUGAUGCUGUGAGAGUUCAAGUGGUCUAAUGCUCAACAGGAUUACACUUUAUAUUACUGAAACACCAAACAAAAUCUGCAAAAAAUGGAUUUGCAACGCGA